This is a messenger RNA of Thelazia callipaeda (thelaziosis nematode), 387 nucleotides long. Lineage: Eukaryota; Metazoa; Nematoda; Chromadorea; Rhabditida; Thelaziidae. The record is from the annotation of a GenBank genome assembly.
AUGAAGAGUACAGCAUCGUCAUCAACGGCAACAUCACGUCCCUUGCUGCCAUAUGUAACGCACUACAGCGAUUCGGGUUUUUCCAGUACGCUCAGCAGUGGUUCAAGUUGUUCGUUUCUUCCACCACCACCACCCUAUCGUGGAUUUCGUGGAUCUACCAAACAGCAGCAUCGGAUUCAUCGUAGUUUGAGCGAUUCAAAAUACGGCUCUACAACUGGAUGCCAUCUCAUGAGACUACCAGCCGGUCCAUGUGCUGGCAGUGUCAAUUUACAGGAAUUAUGUCGUACUCCACGUGCCGGUAGUUGGACAUCACGAGUAAGUUUAGUUUUCCAUCUUCCUACUGUUAUGUCAGCAAGAGUCAUUAUCCCAAACACUCAACAAUAUUAA